This is a messenger RNA of Candidula unifasciata, 243 nucleotides long. NCBI's taxonomy places the organism in Eukaryota, Metazoa, Mollusca, Gastropoda, Stylommatophora, Geomitridae. The record is from the annotation of a GenBank genome assembly.
GAUGUCAGCUGUAAUGAGAUCUCCCACAUACCGUUACAGAUUGGAGAUAUGUCCUCCUUGCGUUGCUUAAAUCUGCGGAGAAAUUAUCUCAUCGAGUUGCCUGUUGAGAUUAGCCGUUUGCAGCUGUACAGACUGGACUUUGCCAACAACAGGAUAGCGAGAAUCCCCACAGUCUUUCGUAAAAUGGAAACCUUGGAACAGUUGAUAUUGGAUCACAAUCCUCUAUCAUCUCCGCCUGCUCAU